This is a messenger RNA of Toxoplasma gondii ME49, 3788 nucleotides long. RefSeq names its product HAD hydrolase, family IIID protein. Gene Ontology annotation, cellular component: nucleus. Gene Ontology annotation, molecular function: phosphoprotein phosphatase activity; protein binding. The transcript has 8 exons. The coding region runs from base 703 to 2679 and encodes 658 amino acids. NCBI's taxonomy places the organism in Eukaryota, Apicomplexa, Conoidasida, Eucoccidiorida, Sarcocystidae. The record is from RefSeq and is a predicted model, not a curated record.
UUUCUCGACUGCCUUUUCCACUGCCUGCCUUUUCUCGAACACACCACUCUGUGGUCUCCAAUUUCUCAGGUUAGAAGACCGCAUGCCGAAACGCUGGCUCUACAGUGUGUUAUAGAAGCAGAGAGUGCUCAGACACGGUCUGUUGACAGCGAAAGCCGCAACAGAGGUUGGGCAACACACACGACAAAUGAAGUUGUCUUUUUCAGCUGAGACGGAUUCCUCGAAUCACCGCGACUUCUCUCCAAGUCCGUCUUUGUCUCGUGACGUGUCUCGUGGUGUGACUUUUCCAUCUUGGUGUGUUUGUCUGUUGGACUGAAAACCCAGCGUGAAUUCUGCGCGCGAAUCCUGGGGCACACUCCGUUCUUCUGACUGCCAGACGCAGAGAGGGUCAACAUCAAAUCGCUGCUUCUCCUACGCAGCAGGACUCUUUGCUGUUGGCCCUCUCUGCGUCUCUGCCUCUCCAUCCGGUGACACGGAAGCUGCUCUUGGAUGAACGCGGCUUUCUUCCGAUGUGGACAGAGUCGCCGUCAUUUGCAUCUCGAUCACUGAGGCGUUCUCUGGAAUCCCUUGCUUUCCUCUGUUGUAAUCGCUGAGUUCACGGAAGCGUCUCUCCGCUUUCUGUGAGGCCUGGGCAACGUCGCUGCGUCUUCCUGCCUUGCUGGUGAAUCUCCUCGUCACCUCUGUUUCUUUUCUUCUGCAAACAUGGCGGUCGACACGCAGGACAGCGAAGAGGAACGCGCCUCCUCACCCGACUCCUGUCGCGCGUCUCCAGACUCUCCUUCAGAAACUUGUUCCCCGCUUCCUUCUCCCUCUCCCUUCUCUCCAGUCGGCCCACUGUGCGGCGACUCCUGCGGCGUUUGCGAGACGAUACGCCCGCGUCCGAACCCGUCUUUGGAGACAAAGAGGAGGCGGCAAGACACCGCAGGCGAGGAGAACUGUUGUGGUGCACUGGACGCGUCUCUCGCGGCAGAGCACCCCAGGCUGCUUGACGCAGAGACAGUUAACGCUGUUCUGUCUCCGGACCAAACCAGAGACGCAGCGCCGGCUGUCUCUCUCCUAAAGCAUUUGAAGAAAGCCGCGGAAGGAACGCCAGCCGCAGACAGUUCCUCUGUAGAGCGAGAUCCGAGUGUGCAAGCCGCGGCGGGGGAAAGGCUCCGCGAACAGGCCGGCGGACCUUCGAGGGGAGACGCAGACGCGUUUUUUUCAGAGUUCCGCGGCGCGAACGGAAGUGAAGAAGCAAAUGGAACGAAGUUCAACUGUGCAAAGUCCACCGAGUCCGGUGGGGGAACCCAGCAAGAAACACACGCAGCGACGCGCAGUCGCGCCGAUUCAAAUGCGGUUCGUCACCACUACGGGGAGGAGGAGGAGGCAGAGCCAGGUGGAAAGCAAAUACUUGUGGGAGAAGACAAGCGAGAGGGACGCAGAAGCGUUUCCAGGAGAGAUGAAGAGACAGACAAAGGAACUGGUUUGGUCCAGGACAGCGAGACACAAGCCGGUGAAACUGCACUCACUGCGGCCCUGACAGCAGAAGAGUCCAGGAACUCACUUUCUCAACUGCAGAAUGAGCCUUUCUCUUCCGUUUCUGCGCUGGAUAUCGCCGCAGACGAAGACGCAGAAGAGGAGGAAGAAGAGCUGGAGGAAGUCUUGGUGGUUAAUGUCAAGUGGGGAGGGAAGCUUUACGAUGUUUCUCUCUCGCUCUCUGACUUUGAAUUCUUCUCUCUCAGCGACUUCAAAGAAAGACUGCAGCAGCAACUCUCUGUACCUGCCGACAAACAGAAGUUGUUGGGCUUCACGAAUGCACAAGGCGCCGCGGCGAAGGACACAGAUCUCCUGAGAUCUUUGCGGUUCAAGAAAGAGCGACAAAUGAUGCUGAUAGGAAGCACUGACGCUCAACUCCUCGCUGCUGCACAGGCACACGCCGCGGCGCUCGCUCAGAGUGACAGUUCUUCUGAUGACUUCCUCGCCGCGCCGAGCUGCGCCGGGGCUUCCGAAGACAGCGUCCGAACUCCCCUGCACCUCGAGCGCCUUGAGAAAGCUGUGGAUCGCACGCGAGUCCAGCUGCUGCAUGCGCCAAGAAAAGGGAAGAAGCUCCUCGUCCUUGACCUCGACUACACCCUCUUCGACUGCAAGUCUUUGGCAGGCAGCGUGGAGGACUUGAAGCGACCUUUCCUGGAUCGUUUCAUGGAGGACGCCUACGAGGACUACGACCUCGCUGUGUGGAGUCAAACUCACUGGAAAUGGGUCGAAAUGAAGUGCACGGAGCUGGGAUUCUUGACUUCGUCAAAAUUCCAUCUCUGCUUCGUCCUCGAUCGGUCAUCAAUGUUCACGGUCUGCUCUCGAAAAAAGAAGAAGGGGAAAGGCUCGUCUCAGGACGCAGGCGUCGAGUCGCGGACCCACGAGGUCAAAGCGCUUGAAUUGAUUUGGCGCAAAUUCCCCGAAUUCUGGAAUGCGAGCAACACAGUCCACGUCGAUGAUUUGUCGCGGAAUUUCUUCUUCAAUCCUCAGAAUGGAAUCAAGGUCUCUGCGUACAGAAGAGAGAAGCGAAGUCAGGACAGAGAGCUUUUGCUUUUGAGCGUUUACCUGAAACUCUUGGCACAGGAGGCAGACGUCAGAAACAUUUCACACAAACACUGGAAAGUCAGAGCAGCCGAAGAGGCUCAACGGCACGCUUGCCUCUGAGGAAGUUGUUUCGCGCUGCGCUCGACAGAGACAAAACAGAGCUGGAGAACUUCACAUUCGUCACUCUACCCGAGGCAGUCAAGGCGAAUUUGGGUUCUUCUUGGCUCUAAAGCCUAGACCAUCGAGCAUGCACAGAGGCAACGGUACUUCCCAUCUUUCCUCGCGGCGACUGAACGGCUGCGUCUUUUCCCGAUACAGCCGAAUUUUUCCUGCCGCGUUGUCUCGGCUCGACGGGGGAAGACAGACAGAGGCGACUCUGUCGUUUGCGUUAGGAAAAAACAUGUUCUCAAGCGCAGGUCCUGAUUGGAGGAGACCUGCAUACAGCGCGAGUGUCGACUGGAAACGAAGUUCAGUCCUGACACUGAGGGCGCAACGCGGCACAGAAGGAAGAAGGCCUGGCGCUGUCCAUUCAUGCCAAAGCGAGAGGACAUGCGAGCGGACCGGUCUUCACGAGAUAAGAAGCAGAACUUUCCACAUUCCGAAACGAUGAGGAGCGUCGUCGCCUCACGGACAAGAGGCGCCUCGAGCAAAGGAGCCAGGCGUCUCGGAAAACCAACAUCAUAAAGAAAGUGAAACUUCGAGGAGAAACCUCUUCGCGAAACGCGAGCCGAAGGAUCUAGUGGUGGAGUCCACACUUCCCCUUUGUUCCUCUACUGGCGUCCCAGGCAGGCGAUUCACCCGCCAAGGCGCCGGAGCGGUUCUGUGGCAGACAACUCAGUUGUUUUCUCCAGACACAGCAAACAGAAGUCACUUCCUUGUCCGCGCGUUUCCAGGCGCACUUGCGCGGGUGACGAAAGGCGAACACAAGGCGCGUUUCUGUCAACGCGCGUUCCACAAAAAAGUUGGGCUGGCUGCGUCGCCUUCCACGCAGACACUCUGCAGGAUGCUGGUCGCCUCUGUGUGAUUGUCACUUCAUCUCGACGUCUUUUCCUGCGUUCGUCGUUCCGAGACACUGGAAUUGGCGCAGUCAGGCGUCCACGGUCGGCGCAGAAAAUCUCCGGCUCAGUUUGUGAUGAAUCACACAGGGUGGACUUGUACAUAUUUUUCACCAGCAGAGACACGGAACUUGGCCAGCGUCACUGGGUUUAGGGAAAGCAAAACGUCACGGG